Molecule: messenger RNA, 1044 nt
Organism: Lachancea mirantina
Lineage: Eukaryota; Fungi; Ascomycota; Saccharomycetes; Saccharomycetales; Saccharomycetaceae
Source: the annotation of a GenBank genome assembly
AUGUCAUCUUUUUUUUUAGCACUAUGCUGCUGCUGCAGCGGAAAGAGAAAUGCUUACAUCUUUUUUAAUGGUCAAAAACUCUGGGUGGAAAAGCUUUUGGGAGAGGAAGGACAUUCGUUUUUAUAUCUCGUGAGAUCAAGCGAGGGACAGUCCUUCGUACUGAAAAAGACCAAGUGUCCUUUCGGCAAUCUGACCGCCGUGGCUCAGGCUAUGCGAGAAAUCAAUUGCUACAAGCGAUUCCAGAGCCCCCAUAUCGCACAGCUCCUCGAUUCUCAGGUGAUACAGGAGUCUGACGGCUCCAAGACGGUUCUACUACUCUUGCCAUAUUUUCCGCGUGGCUCGCUGCAAGACGCCGUUGAUGGAAACUUGCUUGAGGGUACCACGAUGGCGCAAUCGGACAUUUUACGAAUCGGAAUGGGGAUCGCGAGGGGGCUACUGUGUAUACACGGCGAGGGCGAACAGCAGUCUCAAGACGAGUACAGCAUGGCACCUACUGUGUACGGAGAAGAGCAUUCGCUUCUUAAUGAUCACGAGCUGGACACGUUCGACAGCAUAUCGCAGCGAUAUGCUCAUCGCGACUUGAAACCAUCGCGAAUUAUGAUUUCAUCGGAGGGCAAUCCCAUCAUCAGUGACCUUGGCGCUUGUUCACCGGCUCACAUCGAGUUUACCUCCAAACAAAGUGUCAUGCAGUUUCAGGACUGGCGCGCUGACAAUUGCACUUUGGGGUUUACCGCCCCAGAGAUCUUGGAUGUCAAACAAAAGUCAGUCAUCACAGAGAAAACCGAUACCUGGUCCUUUGGCUGUCUGCUUUACAUGCUAUGUUUUGGAAUUUCUCCCUUCGAGAGGGAAGAACAGGUGAGUGGGGCCUCGGUAACGUACGCAAUAGCCACGGGCAAAUACUCAUUCCCGGUGGCCACCAAUUGUGACUCGAAAUUAUUGGCAUUGGUACAAAGCUGUCUGACCGUUGAUCCCGCAUCUAGACCAAGCAUGGAUAGCGUGCUAUCGCAGCUCUCCGAGCUUCAAGGCCACUCUGCGUCUUCGUAG